GAGAGCGAUGUCGCGCGGGAAUCACGCUGAAACGAAGAAAUAAACUGACUUCAUCAUUGCAGUCCUGCAUCUACUUCCAGUACUGUAAAUGGCACCCACUAUAGUACCAGGACGAGAGCAAGGCACAAAGUGGAGAAGGUUCGGUUCUGGGAGAGUCAGUAGAGGGAGUCCUGUGAAAAGUAAACGUGUAACUCGAAGCCAGGUUAAUAAAAAGGUUGGCAGUCACACAACACUCCGUUACACGCCAAGAUUGCCCAAGAAGUACUACAACUUGCGGCCAAGAAAAUCUACGCAAGAGCUCGGCCAUUAUACAAGUCCUUCAAACAUGGGUUUGUUACGAGACCAACUGGAGCAGUAUUUGGCCAGAAUGGAGGAUGAGCUUGACAAGACUAUCAACUUCUGGCUUGAAAAGUCUGGUGAUAAACGAAACGGCGGUUAUUAUGUAUGUCUCGCUAGAGAUGGCAAAGUUUACGAUGACUCUAAGUACGGCUGGCUUGAAGGCAGACAGGUAUGGAUGUACUCUAAACUUUACAACGAGUCUUGGAAAUACGGCAAGGUGAAGAUCCUUAAAGCUGCACUAUCAGGUGGCGAGUUUUUGUUAAAUCAUAUUAAAAAUCCUGAAGAUGGGAGAUGUUACUUUCAAGUCACAGCUGAAGGGAAGCCAAUUAAGAUUCAGAGGACAAUCUUCACUGAGUGUUUCUAUGCGAUAGCAAUGGCUGAACUGUAUCGAGCAAGUAACCUUAUUAAGUAUAAGGAGGAAGCUGUACGGAUGCUGUCCCUAGUAACACAUUGGGCACGAAUUGAUGACACGCAGCUUGGCCGACCCAAGUUGUCGGGCCAGGAGGCAGCAAAUCCCCUGGCUGUACCAAUGAUGUUGUUGUAUGUGAUCGACGAGGUUUGCCGCGAAGACGACGAGCUCCGUCAGGCGUACACUGAAGAUGAAGAGUGGGCCGUGCAGCAGAUUUUAAAGCACUUACAGAGAAAGGGUAGAGUGGUAUUAGAAAAAGUCACAGAAGAAGGAAAAGAGAUAUCUGGUGCAGAAGGUCGACUCAUCAAUCCAGGACACGCCAUUGAGGCUGGAUGGUUUCUCCUGCAGUAUGCUACACGUACACAAAACGACGAACUGGCAAGAAUUGCCAUCGACAAGUUUAUAGUUCAGUCAUUUGACACAGGAUGGGAUGACAUGUACGGCGGGAUUCUUUAUUACUUGGAUGCAAGUGGCUUCUCGCCAACACAGCUGGAGUGGAACAUGAAACUUUGGUGGCCUCAUGCGGAGGCACUCAUUGCACUCCUCAUGGCUUACAAGGAGACUAGAGAGGAACGCUUUAUGGAGAAGUUCGAUCUCGUAUUCCAGUACACAUUCUCGCAUUUUUCAGAUUCACAAUACGGUGAGUGGUUUGGAUAUCUCAAUCAGAAAGGAGAUGUGACACACACCUUCAAAGGAGGACCGUUUAAAGGCUGUUUUCACGUUCCUCGUUGCUUGCACAUGUGUAUCAAGAUGUUGAAGGAAUUGCUUGAAGAGAAAACACUACCGAACAGUCUACCAAACGGUCUAGCAAAUGGCAACGGUGUUGUUUAGGUCAUGAAACAGAAUGGACACAUCAAACUAUAGGAUAAUAUAUGAAGUGCUCAAGAUUAAGUAUUUUAUUCUUCUGGGUUGUCUAAUGUUUAAGAGAAGGUGACAUCUUCAUUCAGUGUAAAAUCAAAUUGCAUGUUUGGAGCCACUCAUUAAACCUUCAUUGUUACUGGUGGCACAUUCAGAGAUUUGUACACUCUCAUUCAGUAAUCUUUCAUCAGAGAGGUCAGUUUUGCAACAUUCAAAAUUCUCCUCAGUAUGGUAGCAAUUGAGAUCUCAAUUACAACACAAUGUAAAGAAUAUUUCACUAACAGUAUGUAGAACUUGUAAUAUUAAGGCUGCCAUUUACUGUAUAAGUUCUAGAGCAUCCAUGAUUCUCCCAUUGCCUUAGUCCAAACUAUCACUUAUUAUAAUCCCUUAUCUGUCGGAAAAACUACAUGGUGGGCUAUGGCAAAGAAGUUGGUGUAUAUCAUACAUGUACACUGGUUGAGAUUUUUUAAAUAAUAAAA
Messenger RNA from Pocillopora verrucosa, 2085 nucleotides. RefSeq names its product N-acylglucosamine 2-epimerase-like. Gene Ontology annotation, molecular function: N-acylglucosamine 2-epimerase activity. Gene Ontology annotation, biological process: carbohydrate metabolic process; N-acetylmannosamine metabolic process; N-acetylglucosamine metabolic process. NCBI's taxonomy places the organism in Eukaryota, Metazoa, Cnidaria, Anthozoa, Scleractinia, Pocilloporidae. The record is from RefSeq and is a predicted model, not a curated record.